Molecule: messenger RNA, 3903 nt
Organism: Synchiropus splendidus (mandarinfish)
Lineage: Eukaryota; Metazoa; Chordata; Actinopteri; Syngnathiformes; Callionymidae
Product: galectin-3
Exons: 8
Coding region: 1899-3200 (433 amino acids)
Biological process (GO): monocyte chemotaxis; negative regulation of extrinsic apoptotic signaling pathway; macrophage chemotaxis
Cellular component (GO): nucleus; immunological synapse
Molecular function (GO): carbohydrate binding; laminin binding; IgE binding
Source: RefSeq, a predicted model, not a curated record
AGAAGAUGGAGAGCCCACAGCUCACCAGGCUACAUGCAUGAGCACAACACGCGCUGCUCAUUCACGGCUGUGAUCCUCCCCAGCAGCAGCAUGUUGUCGGUUAUAGUGACAUCUUUCUGGAACGGUCGGCCUGCAGCUGCACACGCACUGAUCCAGCCCACCCACUUCAAUACCAAGGACAGCGGUCGACGCACGGAGCUCUGACAGCCAUGACAGCACAUGCAGCAGCAAAUCAAGCCCUGAUUUAUGCCCGGUGCUCCGGGAGCAGCGACGCGCGGCUGACCGGGAUGACACUGCUGUUUCGAGGCGAAGGGCUCUCCGCCGCUCCUCCCGCAGGAAAGCAGGCGCCACAUUCUGCCGGAAUUCAAGUGGGGAGUCGACACCUACCUGCUGGUCCUGGGAACCCUACUAUUGAAGUUGUCUACAACCAUUCAAGGGACAUAUGCCAGUGGUUGGGAGCAACUUCAGAGUCUAGUAUUUGCUUGUGCGUGAAGACUUUACUGGAUUUUGUUAUGACUGAAAAUGGCUAUUUCUAAAUGAACUAUUGUCUCUUUGAAAGGUUUCUUCGGGAAAACAAUGUUUGUGUACAGUAAGUGAAAAUGUGCACUCUAGCUAUGUGUGUGAAGAAGCCAGUGUUUUAUCUGCUCAGAGUAAUAAAUCAUUUCUGUUUUUACAUGUCAUAUGCUACACGUGUUUGAGAUUGUUCCCUUAGUAGAGGUCUGGCGCGCACACUUACUUUCCCUCACAUGUUUUGACACUGGAGAGGGAACACCCCUGCUGCUCGGGACACUGAACAUAGAAAUGUUGUUUUCAUCCGGCAUUUCAGUGCAGUCGAUGAACCAUUUACAAAGGAACUUCGACUUUAUGUUUUAGCUACAUAACUCUAAUAAGUUGUUAUGUUAUAUGUUGUCUUAGCUUCAGAAUAAGGUACUUUCUACAUCACUUCUUUCACAUCCCCAUCUAGUGGUGCGUUGUGGGAUCGCACAGGUCACCGAAGUGCAUCCAGCCCCGAUUGGAAGGCAUAAACCAAAGCGAUAUAAAUCUCACCCCACAGUGGUCCAGAUCUUAUUUUAAAAUAAACAUAUACAUCCAAGACCUGAGCCAUCUGAGAGGAACUCUCUGCCAUCACCAUGGCAACUGCUAAUAUUUGGUGCCUUACGACAGUCACACUCCAUCUGCUUCUGUUUUGAACGGAACAAAAAGAAGUAAGAGCGUUUGAACUGCCACAGGAAGAGAACAGUUGGAGAUAUUCUUGCCCCCUCAUCUCACACAGCUCCCAAUCACCCUGAUAUUUUACCUCGGCAGGAGGAGAGGAAGCUGAAGCGAGGCCUAGAGCUUAUCAAAGGAUAAUGCCGUCACUUUGGAAGACCCUGCCGCUGCCAAAAGGUUCUCUUCUGCCCAACAGCAGCUCCGCUCACUGUGGAUUCCUUUUCGCCUCCACUUCCUCAUUGGUCCAAAUGGCAGUGGAGAUUUCCCCUUAGUGACAUCCCUGCUGAGCUGACGCUCCUGCGCUCAGGACAACAUGGAUUCAUGUUGUCGAGCCUUAACGCUCGGCCAUGUUUGUUUACAAAAAUAGAACACCAUUCAUUGCACUUCUUCCAUGAUAUUCAUCGGCGAUCAGUUGGUUUUAUGGCACUAAAACGCCUGGAUACCUGCUAACAAUACCAUCCCCUCUCCAUCUUUCAGUGAAUUCUUGGACGAUUAAGUCGGCAGUCGCACAUUUCUCGGCUGAGGGAGAGCUAACCUAAUAACAGAGGACAAGACCAGCGUGUGUGCACCAGCAAACAAGAGGAAAAACAAGUUGAUUUAGAAGGAUUGUGACAGAGGUUGAACCCUUUUUGACUUCUCUGAUGAGUCAUGUCUUGCCAGCGAUGCAUUAAGUGAGGAGUGGUCAUGUGAUGAAGCGUUUUUGGGCUAUAAAAGUGGCCGUCAUUGGUCAGAAUGAGCCGCAGAUCAGCUCGCAGAGGACCCGAGAGACUCCAAGGACAGAGUUAACGGAAGGAGCCAGCAUGGAUGUAAGUAGCCCGUCUAAUGCUCAGCUAGCCACUCUGCAAACUGAUGCUCUGUGCGGCGGCUGCCCUUCCUCUGGUUCUGCCCCACAGACUAACACCGUCUGGACCGCCGCGCCAACCACUCCUGGCUUCCCUGGGUGGCCGGGACAGGUGAGCCAACCUGCCCCCUGCUGGACCGGCCAGCCCAACACACCCUGCUGGACCCAACAGGUGCCAGCAUCUUACCCAGCUUCAGGUCAGGCACAGUCAGGUCAGGUGUUCACCGUUCCAGCUCCCGCUGCUCCAGUCCAGCCUCCAACCCCAGUUCAAACUUUACCCCCAGUCCAAGGUUUAGCUCCAGCUCCAGUCCAAGCUCUCACUCCAACUUCUGUUCAAACCUACCAACCCUGCUGGCCCGGUGUUCCGUGUCAGUCGCCCCAGUCCCCGGCCCCAGUUCAAGCCCUAGUCCCAGUUACACCCCAAGUCCCAGCUCAACCCCAAGUUCCACUUCAACCCCAAGUCCCGGUAACACCCCAAGUCCCAGUUCAACCCCAAGUCCCAAUUCAACCCCAAGUCCCAGCUCAACCCCAAGUCCCAGCGCAGGUCCCUGCUCUGACUCCAGCACCGGUUCCUGCGAUCCAACCAGUCACCGCUGCCGGUCCAGGGCUUCAGCCCCUCCGCUGGGCGGCCCACCCUGGUUGGCCCUACAACCCGGGGCAGUCUGGCUGGCCGGGACAGAACCCUGCUCUCAUCGCUCCUCACUGGCACCCUUCCACAUCUGGACCACUUAGCGUCCCGUACAACCUGAACCUGUCCCGUGGAGUGUACGACAAGAUGAUGAUGACCAUCUUGGGUCAUGUCAAACCACAUGCUAAAAUGUUCACCGUGAACUUCCUGCGAGGCAACGACAUCGCGUUCCACCUUAACCCACGCUUCUGUGAGGACGGCAAGCAGGUGGUGGUUCGCAACCACAAAGUGGGCAGUCGCUGGGGACCAGAGGAGAGGGACCUGAAGGGACCCUUCCCCUUCGCCCUCGGCAGUCCCUUCGAGAUGAAGAUCCUGUGCACCCACGAGGCCUUCAGGGUGGCUGUCAACAACAUCCCAUUGUUUGAAUUCCGCCACAGAGUCCGAGAGCUGAACCAGAUCGACAGAAUCAACAUCCUUCACGACGUCGUCCUCACUUUCGUCAACGUGGAGAACCUUCCAUAGAUAGCACCGCUGAUGCACUCCUUAUAUUCAGAAGUGCAUAUUAACAUGUUUCAAAUGUAUUAACCCAAGAGUGGAUCGACUAACCUUAACGUGUGAUAUUGUUUCUGUAAACUACACUGACAAGUGUGAAGUAGUGAUGGGUAGAUGAGGUAUCAUGGAACAGAAGUGCAUGGUUUUAUUUCACAGCACCAUCUGGUGGCCUCUUAAAAUAAGGACACUGUUUCAUGAACCUCGAAGUUGACUCAUGGAAAUGUAUUAAAUUAUUUGGAUUUAUUUAAACAAUAAUCAUAACAGUUUCAUAAAUACAUAUAAGAAAGUCUGUCAUAAAUAUAAAAUACAACACUUUAUACAAAGUUUCAUGGCAUCAAUCUAUCAAUGACAUACAUGUUGAUUCAAGUGCAUCAGUAAAGAACACUGCUUUAAAGACCAUUUAAAAUCAAGCAUGGUAAAAUGUAUGACUUUUAGUGUCAGGAUCUUAGUUCCACAAGCUGCUGCCCAUGAUGUUGCUGCCCCACUGUGGGAGAAUGGAGGAAGCACAUGAGCCCAAGCCUCCAAAUUUGAAGGGUUUUUAAGAGCCAGCAGCAGCACGGAAACGUAAAAUAAAGACUGAGGCAAACCUUUCUGUGAGAGUGUUUCAGAUAUGUACAAUGAUGUGUCUGUAAUGUAUAACUGCCUUCUGGUGGGAAAUAAAUGGUGCAGUGUA